AGCACACCCAAACAGAACACAACAGCCCAGCGUGUUCCUUCCUUCCUUCUCUGUCCUGAAUUUUUCACCGUCAAUCAUGCCCUCUCGCCAGAUUCCGCCCCCACCUCACAGCGGUUACCAGAACCACCGUCUCCCUCCUGUUGCCGGCGGCGUCGCCGCAUCGUUCUCCCUCCUCAUCCUCUUUAGCCUUUGCUUCCCCAAGCUUAAGCGCGCCGUCCCUUCCGACUCCAAGUCCCCUCGCCAACUCUCUUACUCCGCCCUACGCCUCGCCACAUCCUCCUUCUCAGCCUCCCGCCGCCUUGGCCGCGGCGGCUUCGGUUCCGUCUACCGCGGAACUCUCGACAACCAAGAAUUAGCCGUCAAGGUCAUGGACUCUGGUUCCCUCCAAGGCGAGCGAGAAUUCCAGAACGAACUUCUGUUCGCCGGAAAAUUAGACUCUGAUCGCAUCGUAUCCGUCGUCGGCUUCUCCAUGGACCGAAAAAGGCGACGUAUGUUACUGGCCUACGAGCUCAUGAAUAACGGAAGCUUGCAAGAUUGCUUGCUCCAUCGCAAGUGUGCGCAGCUGAAGGAAUGGAAGAAGCGGUUCGCUAUCGCAAUUGAUGUAGCGAAGGCGCUCGAGUAUCUCCACCAUUACUGUGACCCGCCGGUGGUUCACGGCGAUAUAAAGCCGAGUAAUGUACUGCUGGAUCAGGAUUUCAAUGCGAAGAUUGGGGAUUUUGGAUUAGCGAGGUUGAAAUCGGACGAUCAAUGUGAGGUUGCGGUGCAAAACGGUGGCGUUGAAGAAACGGAGAGUGUGGCAACAACGACGCCGGAGAGCUUUCUUAAGCUUGAAGUCCCCGGGACGUCACCGGAGAUUAGAGUUGAGGUGUCGCCGGAGACUGUAAAGGCUGCGGCGUCACCGAGCAGUGACUUAGCAGGGGCAUCACCGACGACAGAGGAUUUGGAGAAGGCUAACGCCCCGGAGAGUAGAGAGAACGAUGGGGCAGAGCUCAGAAUUGUGAAGGACUACGUGAUGGAAUGGAUUGGUUCUGAGGUAAAGAAUGAAAGGCCCAAAAUUGAAGAAUGGAUUGGAGUUUCUUCGAGCUCUGGGGUGGUUGGGAAAUCAGGGACAAAGAAGAAUAAGAAGCGGUUGGAUUGGUGGAAAAUGCUCGAUGAGGAAAAGACGGUGAAGAAGGAGAAGAGGAGACCUGCAAGGGAGUGGUGGAAGGAGGAGUAUUGUGAAGAACUUGCAAGAAAGAACAAGAAGAAGAAAAAACAAGAAGGGUCAGCGGGUGAUGGUAAUAACACUGAAAAUUGGUGGCCUGUAGAUGAGACUUUGUAUGUUGAUGGAAAGAAGAAGAAGAGGACUAGGAGCAGGAGUAGUUUUGGUAGUUUGGAUUGGUGGUUGGAAGGGCUUGGUGGCGAGCUGCGGAAAGCACGACUCAACAGCCAUGACUCUGCCAGUGGUGUUAGCAGCACCCCAAGUAUGAGGGGGACUGUUUGUUACAUUGCCCCUGAGUAUGGCGGCGGCGGCGAACUAUCUGAGAAAUGUGAUGUUUAUAGCUUUGGGGUUCUGUUGUUAGUUCUGAUUGCUGGGAGAAGGCCGCUUCAGGUGACAGGUUCGCCCAAGUCUAGAUUUCAUCGUGCCAAUCUUCUAUCUUGGGCUCGUCAUCUUGCACGUGCAGGGAAGCUCCUUGAUUUGGUAGAUCAAUCAGUUCACUCUUUGGAUAGGGAGCAAGCUCUUUUAUGCAUUACUGUUGCACUCCUCUGCCUACAGAAGCUGCCUACUCGCCGGCCUUCUAUGAAGAAAGUGCUGGGAAUGCUUUCUGGAGAGUUAGAAUUUCCACAGCUACCAGUUGAGUUAUCCCCUGCUCCUCCCUCCCGCAUUCCACUCAAAUCACUGAAGAGGGUCCGGUAAGUUUAAUAUCAGUGUGAUUUUCUUGAACAAUUGUAUGCUGUAGAAUAUUGUUUCAUAAUAUAUAUAGAGUUGAGGAUGCAAAAAUAGAGGAAAUAGAUGUUAAAAUUGCCCCUGAAUUCACAUAUUAAUACAAUUUGGAAGAUAUCAACAUAUGAAUGUAGCACAUUAUGAUA
Molecule: messenger RNA, 2070 nt
Organism: Diospyros lotus (date-plum)
Lineage: Eukaryota; Viridiplantae; Streptophyta; Magnoliopsida; Ericales; Ebenaceae
Product: receptor-like serine/threonine-protein kinase At4g25390
Exons: 1
Coding region: 77-1897 (606 amino acids)
Biological process (GO): protein phosphorylation
Molecular function (GO): protein kinase activity; ATP binding
Source: RefSeq, a predicted model, not a curated record